CCUGCUCUCCCAGCUCAUGCACUGAUGCUGUUCCGUCCCAGUGCCUGCAGUGCUCAAAGUGCUCACAGUGCCCUCAGUGCCCACUGUGCUCUCAGUGCCCACAGUGCCCGCAGUGCCCGCAGUGCACAGGGGUCUGGCCGGGCUCCCCGAAUGCCUCCUCUUGUCUCUGCCCAGGUUUGCCCUACACCUGCCUGGAGGCUGCCACGGGAAGGGCCCUCCUGCGCCAGCACAUGGACGCCACCGGGGAGGAUCACCCGCUCAACAAGCUGCGGGUGGUGAUCGAGCCAGGUGUCAAUCCAGAUGACACGUACAACGAAACACCCUAUGAGAAGGGAUACUGCUUCGUUAGCUACUUGGCCCAUCUUGUGGGCAACCAGAGCAAGUUUGAUGCUUUCCUCCAGGCCUACGUGAACCGGUUCAAGUUCCAGAGCAUCACUGCAGAUGACACGCUCGGGUUCUUCCUGGAGUACUUCCCGGACCUGAAGGAGAAAGGCGUGGACACCAUCCCAGGUCAGCACAGCGUCAUCCUGGCCAGGGAGCUGUGCCACGUCACAGCCCCGCACCCGUGGGUGUCAUUGCUGCCCACGUCCCCCAGAGCCUGUGCUCGUGGGUUUGUGUGUUUUACUGGAGUUGCUGUUGCUGCCAGCCCAGCUCUGUCAGAGGAGCCAUGGAUGGCAGUGGCCAGCUGGGAUCAGGCCCAGCCUUAGGCAUGUGCCAGCUCAGCCUGAUUUUUUUCCAUUCAAACCCAGUCCUUGCUCUGCUGUUGGGUGCUGUUUCAUGGGGUGUCCAUGACUCAGCCUGGUGAGUCUGGUGAGCACUGGGAUCAGGCCCAGCCAGCACUCUGCACUUGGUGCAGCCUUGCUUUGGCAAGAGCUUUC
Messenger RNA from Cyanistes caeruleus (blue tit), 878 nucleotides. The record is from RefSeq and is a predicted model, not a curated record. NCBI's taxonomy places the organism in Eukaryota, Metazoa, Chordata, Aves, Passeriformes, Paridae.